AUGGACAUCAUCUAUCGGGGUAACUACUAUCUUCUAGCCUUAUGCGGGCUGUUCUUGAUCACCACUACGGCUGCAGUUCUCGAGCCCAGUCAGCCUCAGUCUCGGAUUGUCCGGCGUGGACCCCUUUCGGAUCACGAUGAAGCAGCCAUCGUUGAGCGAGACUCUGCACCCUGCAAGACAUAUGUCACCCAGGGCGGAGAUACCUGCAAGAGUAUCACGAAGGCCCAUGGUAUCACUAUGGAACAGCUUCAAAUGUACAACUCUUACACGUGGAGAUUUGACUGCCAGAACAUGCCACAAGGCUCGAUUAUUUGCAUUGGUCCUGGAUCUCCUCCAAUGCCAACAGCUGUUAGCAAUGCGACUUGCGGUCCCUUGGUCCCUGGGACUGCCCGACCGGCCAAAUGGUCCGACCUCGCUUCAUUGAAUCAGUGUGCUUCCAAAAAUGAAUGUUGUACCGGACGGGGCACAUGUGAGGCCUUUGGCGACUACUGGUGCACUCUACGAGACGAUACCUGCAUGUCAAAUUGUCAGUCUACCGCGAACACAGCAAAAGCCGCAACGACGACGACCUCCAAAUUGCAGACCACCGCCAAAGCCACGACGACUACAACUACUAACAAAGCAAAGUCUACGUCGACCACUACUAGCGAAGGCCCCGCAUGGACGCUCGUCGCGUAUACAGGCACAACAUGCGAUGACGAUUAUUACCUGUUGACCGGGCACAAAAACCAGGACUCGAAAUGCAUUGAUCUGCCUGGGAACUACAAAGCCGGACCGGAUGAUCAAACUGGGGUCUAUUGCAAGUAUUUCACCGAUGGUGGAUUCAGCUCAAGUUCCUGUGCCUCUGCCCCCGUGGAGAAGUUUCUCUCGUGGUCGUUGACCGGGGGUAAAUCCGGUGGCCAGGCGAUUAGUAUUGAUUCCCAGACCGGUUGCCAAGCCGAUGUGAUGUUCAAACAUGUUGAGAUGGAAUGGCGCUCUGUGCGAUGCAUGGUACAUUGA
This is a messenger RNA of Penicillium daleae, 999 nucleotides long. Its product is annotated as LysM peptidoglycan-binding domain-containing protein. The transcript is spliced from 3 exons. Bases 1 to 999 code for a protein of 332 amino acids. The record is from RefSeq and is a predicted model, not a curated record. NCBI's taxonomy places the organism in Eukaryota, Fungi, Ascomycota, Eurotiomycetes, Eurotiales, Aspergillaceae.